Pocillopora meandrina is the source of this 4718-nucleotide messenger RNA. The record is from the annotation of a GenBank genome assembly. Lineage: Eukaryota; Metazoa; Cnidaria; Anthozoa; Scleractinia; Pocilloporidae.
AUGAAGCGAAAGGGUCGAGCUGCUAGUGCCUCAGCGAGUUCACCUGAAGGAAAAAAGACAAAAGUAGGAGGUGAAAACGACCCCGAAACUUCUACAACGGAUAGUAGGAUGGUUGACUUCACCACGCCAAAGAGAGUUGCUGAAACGCUUCUUGCAGUAGCGGACCUGGAGACCUUUUUCACAGAAACCUGGGAAAAGAAACCUUAUUUCGUUAAGCGAGCGAAUAUAGACUUUUAUGGAGCGUUGUUUUCUAAAAAAGAUUUGGAAGCCAUUUUAAAAAAGGAAGAAAUACACUUCAUUGAAGACAUAAACUUGAGUCGCUACGUCGAAGGGAAGACGGAGCUGUUGAACGAAGAAGGCUCUCGCAUCAACUCGAAACACAUCAAAACCACUGGAGUUUCUGUGCAGUUUCAUCAACCAGACAGAUUUAAGGUUUGUGUUCCUUUAUAUAUCGUUGCACUUAUUGUUCGGAAUGUUGUGUUUUCCCCCACGCUAUUUUGUGUAAAAACCUCUGGAAGACUUCGAUGGGUUGGAUAUAGACGUUGUUACAAAUGUCAAUAAAGAUUUAUAUGGAUUAAGCUACAAGAGCAAGUUUAUUUCACACAGAAUGUUUUCAAUGCGAGGUUUGAGUCAUUUAUUUAUGCCUAUGACUGUGAGAAGCAACUCUUUUUUUCAUUCGUUUGUUUAAUCGAAUCUGGAGGAUCCCAAGCGCCCAUUUAUCAUGAAUUGUUUCCUAUGAGAUAGGCUUGGUUUACCACUGUUUUCUGUGCAUUUCUUCUAUAGGACGAGAUUUGGAGAUUGGUAGAGUCACUCGAGUCGUAUCUCAAUUGUCUCGUUUUUGUUGACGCAUUUGUGUUCCAACCAGGAUCACAAGGGCUGGCUCCGCAGCAUGAUGAUAUGGAGGUCAGUACAAAGGAGGUUCCAAUUUUUUUACCAGGAUUUCCCACCUUAAUGAUGGCGAGAAUCUAAACUCUCACCUUUUUUCAUUUUUUAUUUUCACUAUGAGCAUCACUAAAAAAAAGGUAAUGGGGGUUGAAUUUUGUCGGGUACCUUAAGAAAAAGAUUUAACUCCUCUCCAACCAAAUACACAUCAUUUUCAGGGGGUUGCUGUUUGAGAUUGCAAACCACUUUUUAUCUUAAUUUCAUCACCCUUAUUUAGCUAAUUUGGGGGAAUACCCACUGCUUCUUUCAAAGUUUUCUUUUUUCUUUAAUUUAUUUAGACAUUCUGACAUUUCCACUCCUUCAAGAAAAACUCAUAACUCAGUAUUUGGGAAUAGGUCCUAGCUAGUUACAUUUUAUUUCCAUUUGCAGACCUUUAUCCUCCAGACAGAGGGGAAAACCAAAUGGAAACUGUUCAGGCCUCUGCAGGAGCUCUCUCAAGAUGCUAGUCCUGACUUGGAACUGGAAGAUAUUGGUGAACCAACUGAAGAAUUUGAUUUAGAGGUAUAACACUAAAAAAUUGCAAUUACCAAUACCUUCCAGGAUGAUAGAUUUCUGUCCAUGCAAGUUUAGUUACUGUUUGUGCAAAUUCAAAACUGGCACCUUAGCUGUCAUGUAUGUGUUCAUAGAAGCUGUAAAUACUUUCUGAUCCCUCUUUGUCUAACAGGUAGGUUUUGUUGAUUCUAAGAAAAAUUUAUUUAGAAGAGUUCAUGCUUUAAGGAGAACCUUGAGGAGAAUUGUUAAAUAAAUAAAUAAAUAAAUAAAUAAAGAAAGAAAGAAAGAAAUAAAUAAAUCUUGUAACCUUCAUAAGCAACUUUUUGAGGCAGGGAAAAAAUCUACCAGGGAAGGUUGCUAUUGGUGCAUUUGAUAGCUUCUAAUGUAUUUGGUUACAGUAAUAUUCUCACCCUACUAAAUGUUGGUAGGUUGAAAUUGUACUUCAUACCAAACAAUCUUCAUAGGACUUAAUUUCUGUGCUUGUACUUUGAAAUACAGCUUAUUUGCACUGAGUGUCUUCAAACAGAAACUUAAGAAAUCAGAGGAACCAGACAGAGUUAAUCAGAAAAAUAUAGCUAAGAAUCAAUGAGAACUCAAAAUAAAUUUAGAGGCUGCAAGCCAAGCAACUCAGAAAGUUAAUUAUGGAGGGAUGAGAUGUUGAGGCCACUACAUUGACUUAAUAUUUUGAAAAUUUUGUUUAAGGGAGAUAAGGUCUAAACUCUGAAAGCUGGUUUUCAAUCCUAAAGACAGUUUGCAAGUGUGGUGCAAUGGAUAGCACUUAUCUCAAGCAGAAGGAACUGGGAUUGAUACCUUGUGGUGGCAACUUUUUUCUCUCUGUCUGCUUUUUUUCCCCUUUUAUUCAUCUUCUUCAAAAGCAUGAGCAUUUUUUUCCAUUUUGCCAAGAACAUCAUCAGUAAUCAUACGGUAAUCAGCAUGUGAGAGGCCAAUGACAAAAACACAGCAUUUUCUUUCCUUUUCCUGUUGUUGAAAACCAGGGAGAUUUUGAUCAUUCCUGAGUACAGCUCAUUGAUUUUAAGUUCUUUUGUAGUCAGAUGUCCAAUUUGGAUGGGAAAAGUGUGUAUACGAGGCCUAAAAAUAUUGAAAUGUGAGAUAGCAUAUCGGCUCAAACCUUUUGCAUGCAGACUUAAUUUCAGCCCAUUGUUCCUCCUUCAAUGAAAUUUUUGGAUCUGAGAUAGUAAAACCAACCAAAGCAUAAUGAAACAAUUGUUUUUUGUUUUGCAUCUGAUUAGUUGCGGGAGUGACACAAGUCUUUUACAGCAAAACAAAAAGCAAUCCUCUAGAAUCCCAGAUUGCUUUAAACAAUGACUCUAAAUUUUUCUAGGUAGACCAUUUAAGUUCUUAAGGAAGGCAUUUUCCUCUCUCUACAGCCUGGAGAUCUCUUGUACUUCCCUAGAGGGACUGUUUUCUUUCCAGUGCCAGUUGAAGACAAAGAUCAUACAACUUAUUUGGCACUGACCACAUUCCAGGAAAGGUAAGGAGAUAGGGAUAAGAAUAAAGUUAUAAAAGGUUUUUUUUUUUGUUUGUGUUAGUGAUGAGGAAAUACCUUACUUACACUUCAGUCACUGUGCUUGCAGGAGUUAAGUAGUGUCUGUUCUUGUUAUGAAUCAGCCUGUCUUUCUGUGGAAAAUUUAAUGCUGUUUUUGCUCCCAACUUUUUCCCUCUUUACUGUAGGUUCAUUUUAAACAUUUCUAUUUUUGCCUUGAGUUCAUAGUGACAUUCAUAGAAAACAACUUUAAAAAAUUAUUUUGUAGUUUACCUUCAAGGAACUUGGGCACCAAUUAACUCAGUCUUUUGAUUUUUCCUGCAUUAGUUCUUGGGGUAAUAUGCUGACAAGUGUAUUGACUAAAGCUGUAGAAAAAGCUAUGGAAAGUGAUGUGGAGUAUAGGAGGGGUCUUCCAAUUAAUUUUCCUUUAUUUAUGGGCAAUGGAUUGGUAAGCAUUGUAGUCUAAAAUAUAUGUAGUAAAUGACUGUACUGAUAAAUAAGUUCUAUAUAAAAGUAGUAAUACCCAAUAUGGACAGUGACUGUUUUUCUGUCUACUUAUUCUAAGUCAGAUUGGAAUUUUAAGUUUUAUGAAUGGGGGUAAACUAAAGAGCCUCACCAAAAACCAUAGUGAAGGAUUAAUGAGUAUUCCAGAAAUGGGAUCGAACUUGGACCACAGAGUGGUAGAAUUUUGUUUCAUAAAACUUAUAAUGUUAAAAAUGUAUUUUGUUGACAAACUUCCAAUGAAAAUAGUUCUAACCCUUUAACUCCCAGAUCAAAUUUGUAUUUCUCCUUACUGUCAACUGUUCAAUUCUUAUAAUGUUAGUUCAGAUAAUUUAGUAUUGGAUCAACUAAUUAUCCCCCAAUUGAUAUUUUUCUUUAUUCUCAUCUCUUAUUUAGGUGAUAGUGUGUUGAUAUUGUAAAAAGAAAUUCUGUCUUGGUCACUCAUGGGAGUUAAAGGUUUAAUUUAGCUUUCAAACUAUUAAACCUUAAAUGCAAACCAAGAUAAGAUAUUGCAAUUGUUGCUUUAGUCAAAAUAUGGAUCUUUAUGAUCUUGUAAACUUUUCAAAGUUUUCCUAAGUUUGCUAAGUUAAUUAAAUGGAUUAAACCUGUUUUGGGUAAUUGGGUUUCAUAAAUUUUUGAAAUAGCCAUCUAAAGUAAAUUAACUAGAGUAGGUGGCGACCUAAAUCAAUGUAUUUAUCAUCAGAGUAAAAAUUUUUGACAAAGAAGGUAGCUGUGAGGGGUUACUGGUAAUUCUUACAGACUAGGAAGCCGUAUGCAGACAUUGCUAGCCUUGUAGGAAACCAUGUUACCCCUUAUCACCCAAACAUCAAAUUGCUCAUUCUCCGUGCUGUUCUCCAAAUUUUUCUAAGGUUUUUGAUAAGGAGAAUCGUAAAAAUAUCAAGAGCUUUUGCUGGUGAUCAUUUUUUGGUUCUCUUGACCUUAAUAUGUGAUUCUGGGUGAUAUUACUUGUUAGUCGUUCUUAGAGGUUGAAGAGUUCAUUUGUUUUCAUUAUGUUUACCAAUAGCAUGAUACUGACUCUGAUCAAGAUCCAUCUGAGCACAAUGACAACCAAAAAAGUGAUAAAGAAGAAUCACCCAUGGAAGCAGCUGCAGAUCCAAGAAAAGCUUUCAACAAAACCUUGAUUAACCUUGUUCAUGGGCUGGAGCAGCAUUUGAGUCCUGACAAAGCUGUUGACAACUUGGUGUAUGAGUUCUUUAAUGCCCGCCUUCCUCCCUAUGCAAAAGACAUCAAAAAAGGCAAGAAAACAACAUUUUCAUAA